AUGGCACCCUCCAGAUCUAAGACUCAGGACAAAGCUGCUGGGGCAAAGAAAGCUGGUAAGGAGAGAGCUGCUGGCUGUGAGAAAAAGAGCCCUCCUGAGGAUUCCAUGGUCCAAGGUGGGAGACCGAGGAAAGAAAAGAGCAAUGUCCAAGCUACAUCUGAAGAACCCUCUUCUGAAAAAGAGACAGUUCCUUUAGUCACAUCUGUACAGAGCACAUCAAAGAGCCAGAGGGAGGCAAGGAUUAAGGGAGGCAAAGAGUAUGGUCACAAAAAGCAAGCCAAAAGGGAGAGAACCUCCAAGGGCAAGGACAAAAGAGAAGUUGGUUCUGGUGGAAAACAUGGAGAACAAUUAAUAUCCAAGGAGAAGAAAAAAGUAAGAGGCUCCAAGCAACAGGAUCUGAGAUCAGGCCAAGGAAGCAAGGCCAGUGUUUGCAAUGAAGUAAAGGCCAUUGAAGGCUGCAAGAAACGUACUUUUAAAAGGAAGCGCAGGGAGCACCUGAGUGUGAGUGAAAUGGCCAUUGAGACUGAGUCUGUAAAGUCCUUCACAGUGGGAAGUACUGAGGGCUCCUCUCAAAAACGUGAGUUGCCUCAGACUGAUAGUCGUGUCAGUGCUGGGAAAAAAUACAAUAAGAAGCAUGUCUCCAAAGCAACCACCAUCAGAAAGUCAGGUUCCCAGCUCCAGGGCAAUCUGGAGCUCAGAUCUAAGGCAGUGAAGUGUGGGGGUGAUGGUGAUGGACAGAAGAAGAAACAAGUUAGAAAAUCAGCCAGGACUAUUUCCAGUGCAAGUGAGGAAGGAAAGAGCCUGGAAAGCUCAGAUGAUGGGUCUUGUUUUGGCUCUAGAGAUGAAGCCAGUCGUAGCCAAGCAAGAAGAAAGAGAGAGACUGAUGAUGACAACACCCAAAUCAGCGAAGACAGGAGAAGCUCUUUGGAAGAAGAACUCUCUAUUGAGGAAAAAACUACACAGGAAAAUUGGCUUCCGUCCAAAGGAAAAGGCUGCCAAGAGUCUCAUGAUGGAAGUAACAAAGCAACCAGGGAAAGUGAAAGAGAACAGGAGAUGAUGGACAACAGGCAAGAAUCUGAAGAUGAAGAAACUGUCUCAGAAGAGUCUGAGGCAGAUGGGAAAAUGAAGGAACAGGAUAAAGUCUCCAAGCAAAGAAAAUCUACUCUAAGUGAUAGCACUGAAGAAGAUUAUAGUGCAGGGGCUUCAGAGGAUGAAGUCAAGUGCCCAGUGAAGGGAGAAAACGAGAGUGAUGAAGAAGAACAGGAAAACCUGGUGGAAAAAGACAACAGUGAAGAAAUGUCUGAAGAUGAGCAAGCUAAAUCUGAAAGCCAGGAGGAUGGGGUUGAAGGAAUCAACGACAACAAGCGAGAGAGACCAAGAAGGAAACCGCUGCCUAGCACUGUCAAAGCAAAGCUCCUUAACAUGGGCUUGAGCAAAGGCCCUCCGCGAAACAGCUGGGAAGGGAAUAUGAAUGACAACGGCAGGAUGGCGAGAGAUGGCCCUGCGUGGCCCACACAGCAAAUGCCAAAAAAGAAAUCCCAGAAGCCUGAGACAAUAAAGCAAGGUGAAGAGUUAGAACACGUACAUCAGGUUAGUUCUUCUUCAGACAUCAACAGGAGGGUGGAUUCAGUGGUUGUACUUGCAAAGAAGUGCAGACCUCGCACUAUGCAAUCCCAGAUUGUCCUGAAUCUGAAAAACAAUCAUAAAGUUGCCCAGGCCAAACUGUUGGCAAGAAGUAAACAGAGUCCUUUCCAGAAGGCAGCAGAAACUAGCUCUGACCUGGAGAAGGUUCAAAAGAUCCCUUCUAAAAAGAGUGCUACAAAAACCUAUAAGGCACUUAGGGACUCCAAUAUAGCUAAGGAUCUUGGAGAGCCAAGAUUAAGUCUCUCCAGUGUUUCAAGCUCCUCCUCUAGCACUAAAAAUCUAUCUGUUGAUAAGCAGCAUCUUGACAAGAGAGAGAAGAUUGGGAAAGUAAUUGGAAACGUCAAACACGCUUCGUGUCAGACUCUAGUAGUAAGAGAAGAGAUAGCGGAGGAGAAAGUGGUUGAAGAGGCACCUGCUGAAAAAGAGCGAGUGCUGAAGCAAAAGGGCUUCACCCUUUCGGCAUUUAGAAAAGUAACCGGCUGGCUCAGCCAAAAGCCUCCCAAGAAAGCAAGCCUGAAAGAUCGUUUUUUGAGUGUGAUGCGUGCAGUUGGUAUCUCAGGCUGGCUCCUGAAGAAGUUUGGGAAGAGGAGCAGCAAGUCAUUUGGAUUCAGAAGAAGAAUGGCGAUCAGGAUUGUUAGCACCACUGGACUAAUCAAUAGACAGGUCAGAGCCUCCCCUGGCCCAGCGGGAGAACAGAGAAAGAGGGAGUUGAGUAGCGAAAGCUCUUCUCAGCCAUUGCUAGAAUGUGAUCAUCCCCUUACUGAGGUGGCAGAGGAGCUGGAAGAAGCCCAGUUGGCUUCAUGCGAUUCUCCCCUUAAUGAAGCUAGCUCCUCUCUGCAAUUGCUAAAUCUGGACGGACCGGCUAAGGAGAAGAACAGUGUCACUGAUGCCAAAUUCGCCAUCGUGUUCCCCAGGGUCCAUCACAUGGUGAAGACAAGAGGUGUUUCUUCCGGGAAUAGUGAAUCACAGCCACAGUCAAUAGAUGUACCUAGCAGGAAAGCAGUGAUGUCUGUGCAGCCGGGCUGCAAGUUCAAACAUGACCUCUCGAAGGAGCAAACCUGUCAGAGGACCAGUCAAGGGCUUCCCCACAACGAUGAAAUUAAUCCGUCAAUGCCAGGUGAUCUGAGUCAAGCAAAAUGCCUUGCAACUCAGUACAGAGUGACUAGGCUUUUGAGCUCCUCAUCCCAAGGGAUAAAGACGUCUGAAGGGAAAGAUGUAUCCAAAUCUCAGUUCCUCGCAAAGGGGCAAAGAGGGCAGUCACCAUACCAGGCCACUAAACCUCCACUCUUCCCGGAGGCAGCUGGAAACUAUCGGUAUGAGCAGGACUUCCUUCCAAAGGAGGAAGGAGAGGGCUCAGAGGAUCUGAUGGCUUCUUACUUUGAGGGAGAUGUUGACAAAGAGGCUGCAAAUCUCAUCCAACAUGCUGGGUCUGAAGCCCCAGCCCAGGUGCACUGGACUCAGCGGCGAACUCUAGGGUGUGAUCCUACGGCAUGGCUGAACUCUGAAAUGCUGCUCCCGCGACUCACCAUUGAGAACCUCAGCAAAUGGGCCAUGUAUAAGGACCAGGAUCUGGUCAAGACCCACAGGCCGAAGACAUUGAGAGAAAGGUGGGAGGCAGAAGAUGUCACUGAGGAUAUCCUUGAGGUGGACAUGACAUGGAAACAGGUGUACCUGGAUGAAAACCACUCAGUGAAGCUUGAGGAGGUUGAAGAUCUGUCCAGACUGGAGGAGGUCUGUGAGAGCUCAGUCCUUCUGUGUCUGAAGAAGAGAUUCCAUCGCAAUUUCAUUUACACCUACAUUGGGCAAAUCUUGGUCUCUGUGAAUCCUUUCAAGCCCCUCAAUCUCUACUUGGAAGAUGUGGUGACCCAGUACCAGCAGGGGACGCUCUCCAAAAAUGCCCCACACAUCUUUGCCAUUGCGGAAAUGGCCUACACUCUGUCCCAGACUUCAGAGCAAGAGCAGUGCAUCGUCAUCAGUGGGCACAGUGGAUCAGGUAAAACAGAAGCUGCCAAAGCUAUCAUGCAGUACCUGAGCACCUUGUACCAGAGACAAGACAGCCCUGGGAUCAGAUCUUGUAUCCUCCGCCCUCUCCAGCCCUGUGACGUACUGCCCAUCCUGGAGAGCUUUGGGAAUGCUAAAACCAUCCUCAACGACAACUCGAGCCGCUUUGGGAAGUUUCUGCACGUCCACCUGAGACAUGGGGUCGUGGUGGGUACGUCCAUCUCCCGGUACCUUCUGGAAAAGUCCCGCGUUGUGUUUCAGGGCAGAGCAUGCGACCUCACAGGGAAGCAAGAUGAUCGGGAGUUUGUGGUCUUGGUGCAAGCUCUGCAGGUGAUUGGCCUCUCAGAUGAUCAGCUGACCUCCAUCUGGGCAGUGCUGGCUGCCAUCCUGCAGCUGGGGAACAUCUGUUUUACCUCCUGUGAGAAGGAAUCCUUUGGCCUUGCAGCCAUCCCCAGCGACACGGAAAUCCGGAUUGUGGCCAAUUUGCUGCAUGUCUCAGCAGAUCUCCUCCAAAGCGCCAUCACUCACCGAGUCACGGUGACGUCUUAUGAUCGAAUAUUCACCCCUUUGUCUGUCGAAAGCGCCAUUGAUGCCAGGGAUGCCAUUGCCAAGGCUCUGUAUUCCCUGCUCUUUGACUGGCUUCUGGUGAAGAUCAAUGAGUGGCUAGCCCCCUGGGAAAUGGACAGCACUCUGGGCAUUGUCGACAUAUAUGGCUUUGAGGAUCUGGGGGUGAACAGCUUGGAGCAACUGUGCAUCAACUUUGCGAACGAGCGUCUCCAACUUUUCUUCAGCCAGACAGUCGUUGCCCAGGAAGAGGAGGAAUACACCCAAGAGGAGCUAGUCUGGAUUCCCAUUUCCCAGAUGCACAAUGAGUCAUGCCUGGAUCUGAUUGCUGCAAAGCCCCAUGGCAUUUUACGCAUCCUGGAUGACCAGACUUCAUUGGCUCAGGCCACUGACCACACCUUCCUCCAGAAGUGCCAUUACCAUCAUGGAAACAGCCCUUGGUACGGCAAGCCCAAACUGCCUUCACCAGUCUUCACCGUGCAGCACUAUGCAGGUCCUGUCACCUACCAGGUUCACAAGUUUCUGAAUAAAAACCACGACCAGCUGCGCCCAGAGGUCCUUGAGAUUUUCUCCCAGAGUCACCUCAAGCUGGUGUCCCACCUUUUCCAGCGGGCCAAGGGACAUCACGGACUGCAGGGGGAGUUGGCCAUGGGAGGCAAAGGGCUUAAGCAUCACGCCUCUACACUGGUGUCCCGAUUCCAGCAGUCCCUGCAGGAUCUCACAGCCAAGCUGAGGAGAAGCCAUACUUUCUUCAUUCGCUGCAUCGUGCCCAAUCCGAAAAAGCUGUCCGACGUCUUUGAUGUGGAAUAUGUCACUUGUCAGCUGAGGCAUUCUGGGAUACUGGAGGCCAUACACAUCAGGAAGGAGGGAUACCCCAUCCGCAUCCCAUUCCAGCACUUCUUAGUCAGGUAUGGGGCCCUGACUGGCCAAGGGCAGAGCUAUUCGCAGGAGAGGGAUGGAUGCGCCGCGGUGCUCUCGCAUGUGGUGGGGGACCCCUCGGACCUCUAUCAGAUUGGAGUCUUCCUGAAGGAGAAGGCCAAGCAGCUGCUGGAGAGAAGAUGGAACCAGAAGCAGAGCUGGGCCGUUGUCACCCUCCAGCGGAACCUCCGAGGCCUCAUCAGCCGCAGGCAAUUCCAGGUCUUCCGGCAGAAGGUCUUGGUCAUCCAGGCUCAUUUCCGGGGGCACCAGGCAAGGAAGCGCUACAGGAGGCUGAAGAUGAUGCUGAUGCAGCUUGGGACGGUAGUUUUAAUCUCCAGGCCCUUGGUGCAGACACGGAAGCGCUGCCAGCAGAGGCGUGAGGACAGCAGGCAGAGAGAGGAGUCGCUGGCCAAAGGUGGCGAGGAGGGUGGUAGCUCCCCAGGAAUGGACGUGGGGCUGCUGGAGAUCCCCGCAGAGCUUGCGGCACUCCUGCACUCUGCCAAAGGUCAGCACCAUGCCCAGGCCAAUCAGAUCAUGGAGGUUUCACCUCCGGAGGUCAAGGCCAAGUGUGACCUCUCCCUCCCACCCAACAUCAAUAGCUCUCCCUUCUCCGUCUUCAUGAGGUCUCACUUCCAGGAGCCCAACUUCCCUGCCCUUGGACAGCCCCUGCAGCAGCCCUUAACCCGCCUGGAGGGCGAGGACAUGCGGCGCGCUCUGGAGAUCAACAAACUGAUCCUGCGGUUCAUCGGGGACAGGAACCUCCAGAGCUGGCAGGAAGUGCUCCUGGGUAACUACAUCGCCAGCCGAGGGCUGGGCAACCCGGCCCUGCGCAACGAGCUUCUGAGUCAGGUGGUCAGCCAGGUGUGGAAGAACCCAGACACAGAGCAGAGCCAGCGAGGCUAUGCUCUGAUGGCUGCCCUCCUGAGUGCAUUUACCCCUUCACCAGCACUGGAGAAACCCUUGCUGAAGUUCGUGUCAGACUACGGGCUGGAAGGCUACAAUGCUGUUUGCCAGCGCAAGAUCCUCACGGCAAUGCAGCAGACAGACACGGACCCCGAGGUCUCCCGUGCCCAUCCUCCCACCCUGUUGGAGUGGACCGCUAACCAGAGGAGAGGGAAGAUGGUGCUGGACGUCUUCACCUAUAAUGAGGAGAUGUUCUCUGCUGAAGUAGAGUCCUGGACAACAGGGGAACAGUACGCAGGCUGGAUCCUGAGUUCAAGGGGUUUGGAUAAGGCCCCUCGAGGGUGGUCCGUCUCCAUGCUCACAGGCGAGGUGUGGCGGGACCUGCCCGGCUGUGACUUCAUGCUGGAUCUCAUUGGAGAGAUGGAGGAGGCCGGCCACCCUUCCCUGUCCUCGGCUGACUAUCCCAUCACACCCGAGUGGGAAGGGAGCCCGUCCCGGAGCGCCUCUCUGGACAUGAUGGACUGGGACAUCCCUCCUGCACCAGGCAUUCAGGCUCCAUCUCUCCCUCCUUCCUUUCCGCCGCCAUCCUUGGAUGCUGAGAGCACCUACUCAGGGCUCGGAGUCCAAGGUGUCCCGAGGACCCACACAGGCCUAGAGCACUAUGUGGAUGACCUCUUUGACCCAGUGCUCCAUCAAGGGUCCAGAGUGCCAGAUAUGGAGAAUGGAGGAAGCCUUACUGGACACAUGAAAGGAGGUGGAAAAAUUGGACCCACCCAGCAAGGAGCCUUUCCUUCUGCAGCCUACCCUGGAAUGAUGCAAAUACCAGCUUACCAACCCAUGCCAAUGAUGGGUGGAAUGAUGCCAGCACCCAUGCCAAUGAUGCCAGCACCCAUGCCAGCCAUGGUUGCGCCCCAGCCGAUGGUCCCAGCUGUGGAUCCCAAUCAGCUCGCAGCACAACAGCAAGCCUUUAUCAACCAGCAGGCCCUGCUCAUGGCUCAGCAGAUGACCCUCCAGGCCAUGACAAUUUCCCAGCAGCAGCAGCAGCAGCAGCGACGGAGAACCAAUAACAGCAAGAAUGCUGCACCAGCAGCUAAGACACCAGAGCCCCCAGCUGAUGCAGCAGAACCGAUCCAUGACUACCCGGAAGAACAGCUGACAGACAGUGAUGAGGACUCGGUCUUUCGAGACACCUUCCAGCAGAAGCGGGAGUACUUCCAGAAAAUGGGACAGCAAAAAAUCCAGGUGAAGAAAGUCAGGCCCCCUUCCAAGAGCUGGACCCCUCCAAGAAAUCCACAGCAGGAGGAAGAGAGGUCCAGCCCAGAACCAGAGACCGCUCCAGCACCUCCCUCGCCACCUCCCGCGCCAAAGCAGAAAGUGCAAGAGAAGAAAGCAAAGAAGAAGCCGUGCCCUGUGGUGGCUGCAGACCUGGUGCCAAAGAGAGAGCCCAGCCGGGAGAUCCGCAACAUCAUUAAGAUGUACCAGAGCCGGCCAGCCCCGGAGCCACAGCCCAUCGAGCCUGUCAGGCCGUCCAAGACCUUCCUGAAGAAGAGUGACCCCAAGAACGAAGCUCUGGCCAAGCUGGGGAUGCCCUCCUCUCUGAACAAGAGCCCCAGAGGGGCUCCGCCCCCUCCGCCCACCAAGAAGGGCCAGACCGCCACAUCCAUCAGGAAAAUGCAGCAGCCUCUCAUGAACCUCUUCGGCCAGCAGCCGACCUCUCCUGUUGCUUCCCUCGUCCCUCCGCCUCCCCCACUCCUGCCCCCACCCCUUCCGCCUGCUGACCAAGCCACACAGCAGUCUGAGCCGAAAGAAGAUGCCGGCAUCAAGACGCAGCUCUACAAGCUCACUGCCAGCGUCAGCUUCUCAUAUGCCACCACACCCUGGAAAAUCUUCCUCCGCAAAGAGGUGUUUUACCCCAAAGAAAACUUCAGUCACCCGUAUUGCUUGAACCUGCUGUGUGAGCAGAUCAUGCAAGACACUUACUCGGAGUCCUGCAUCCGGAUCUCCAAGGAGGAGAGGCGCAAGAUGAAAGACUUAUUGGCAGAGUUCCAGGUCGGCACGGAUGCCAUCUCCAUUGUAGAGGACGGGAUAAAGAAGAGGAUUGUGGUGGCUGCUCGGGAUAACUGGGCCAACUAUUUCUCCCGGCUCUUCCCAGUUAAGGGGGAAAGAGGAAGUGACGUCCAGCUCCUUGGGGUUUCUCACCGGGGAUUCCGGCUGCUGAAGAUGGCAAAAGCAGCCAGCUUCAGCCCUGAAUACCUGAAAAUCCUUUGCAGCUACAGUUUUGCAGAGGUGCUGUCGGUGGAGCUGAGAGGCAGUGGCAGCCUGGAGUUCUCCCUGAAGAACGAGCAGCUGAUCCUGCACUCGGCGAAGGCUCGGCAGGUCAAGGCCAUGGUGGAGCUUUUCCUCCAGGAGCUGAAGCAGGACUCCAGCUACGUCAUUGCUCUGCGCAGCUACGUCACGGAUGACAAGAGCCUCUUGAGCUUCAAAAAGGGCGACCUCAUCCAGUUACUGCCCAUGCAGGGGCUGGAGCCAGGCUGGCAGUUCGGCUCCGUUGGCGGCCGCUCCGGCCUCUUCCCCUCCAGCAUGGUGCAGCUGGCAGCAGCCCCCGAUUACCUCAGCACCCACAUGGACAGACAGGAGAGGCUCCAGAAGAGCCUGAAAAGCGACCGGCUGGAGACAAGUGUUAGCAAGGAGAGCUCUGUCCCCAGCCUGGCAUCGGAAAUCACCAGCUCUGCCUUCUCCCCAGACGCCCAUCACUACACCAUGGUGGAGUUUGCCAUGGCGCACUUCAGGGAGGCCCAGUCCACGCUGGGAUGGAAGGGGAUGAGCGCGGAGAGGAGGAGCCCAGCUGCCCUGGUUGAGCACACCAAGGUCCCGAUCCAGGAGCCCCUGCUUCAGUACUCUGACAGCGAGAUGAAUGAGCUGGCGACAAAGAGCUUCAUGACUUUGAUGAGGUUCAUGGGAGACCAGCCCACCCUCAAGAACCAGGCCGAGAUCGAUUACAUCUAUGAGAUUCUUCAGCUCUGCAAGGAGAAGGAGAACCUGCGCGAUGAGGUUUACUGCCAGGUCAUCAAGCAGAUCACGCAGAAUCCCAAGCUGGAAAGCUGUAUCCAUGGCUGGCGGCUCCUGAGCCUGCUCACUGGCUUCUUCCUUCCCUCCAACACCUUGAUGCCAUACGCCACCAAAUUCCUGCAGCAAGCCAGCGCCGAUCCAGCCAGCACCCACCAAGAUCUAGCCAGGACCUGCUAUGGCAACCUGCGGAAGAUGAUCAUGUACGGCAGCCGCCGGCACCUGCCCUUCCGCGUGGAGAUGGAAGCGCUCCUGAAGGGGCGUGGCUCCCGCCGGAUAGUGAUCGUCCUGCCCGGGGCCCUGGAAUACACCACCAAAAUCAGGACAUUCACUGUGGCUGCGGAAGUGGUGCGGGAGAUCUGUGAGCAGAUGGGGAUCAGCGAGCAGGAGGAGAUCCAGGAGUUCGCUCUCUUCGCCAGCAAGAACGGCGGGAAGGUGGUGAGGCCGGUGCGCCAGGACCAAUACAUCCAUGACUACCUGCUGGAGGACAGCUCAGUGAUCCUGGAUUUACGCCGGCUCUCCUGGAAGACACCCCUGCACUUCGAGAACGAGAUUUAUAUCAGCAUUCACUACAGCCAGGUGCAGCGGGAUUACCUGAAAGGGAUGCUGUUGCUGAACUACAACAGUGAACUGGAGAAGCAGGUGGGCACCAUGGCCCUUUUCCAGCACUGGGCCAGAGGACUGGGCUCCCCACCAUCCAAUCAGGAGUUGAUGGACUAUACCCCAAAGCCCGUGCUCCAGCUCGUCAACCCACAGGCUCUCCAAAGCCAAGUCAACCGGCUGCUGGAAACCAUGAAGCCACUCGGACAGCAGAAGGCAAAAAUCCAGUUUGUAGAGCAUGUGAGCCAGCUGCCUCUCUUCGGCUACAACGUGUACCCCAUGGAGCGGUGCAGCGAGCCCAGGAUUCCUCUACCCUGCAUCCUGGGAGUGAAUAGGGACCAGAUCAUCGUCGUGGCCAGCAGGUCCCAGGUAUGCUGCCCAGAGCGCCGGGGUCAGUAUCUCGCUACCUCGGCCCACUCGUGCAUUGGCUUUGUGCGAACUUUCUCUUUCUCGCACAAGUCGGAGUCCAUGGCAGGGGACAAAACCAGUGGACUUUGUCCACUCGCUGCCACCCCCCUACACAGUGAGCGUGGAGGUAAGCUGGCACCAGGACCCCCACCCACUACUCUGACUCGGUGGUUUUUCCAUGCCGUGUCCUAUAGCCCUGCACUGGAGCUCUGCUGCCGCAUCCCGCUGAAGGAGGUGCAGAGGAUGCGAACCCUGCGGCCUUUGGACGACUCUGGGGUGCCGGGUCUGGAAGUGAACUAUGGCUCUGUGGAAAAUCCUCAGACCAUGUGGUUUGAACUGCAACAGGCCAAGGAACUGUACCACACGAUCACAGUCAUCAUGGAGGAGGGAGAAUCUCAGCCCUAAAGCCCCAGGCUGGAAGACGGCUAAGCAGAACAGGGCUAUCCUCAGCUUGGACAGCUUAGCAAGCACUUCUCACACUGGCCUGUGGCAGGGCUAGCCCCAUUCACCAUCCUGCUCUCCAGCUGCCUUGUUCUACCAGCACACUCCCCUCUCCUGCUUUCCAAGGCUGCCACUCCCUUGCCAGCCUGUCGUCCAGGCUGUUUGGUCACCUUACUUCUGCACCACCCCGUGCCAGAACCUGGACGUCCGCCGUAGUGCUGCUCCUUAUCCCUUCCCGCCCCAGGCUGGGUUCGUACGUCACGCCCAUUCAGAGUCCUUUGGAGCUGCAUGGUCUCCGCAGCCAGAGCAGAGCACGCAAUGGGCCAAGGCCCUGGUCUUUCACACGCUGCUACAAGCAAGUGGGGAGGAGCAGCCCAGGGACUUCAAGAUACAGCACUGCAGUCCUUUUUUGCACUAACAACAAACUCACACAUGGCAGCAGCAGGGGAGUCUGGUACUUGCCAGAGAUUUUUGCAUCACCAAGAAAAAGAUAUGACUCCAUCGACUGGCAUUAAAUUCCUGAGAGCGGCCUCUUAUCUUACUGGUGGCAGCUCUUUGACAUUAUCACAGAGCAGGUCGGUGAGUGUCAAUAUGCAAUUACCACGUGUGCCAAGGCAGAGUUUGAGCUGCAAUGGUAAGACUGUUGACGGCUACUCGAUUUCUUACUGGCUGUCUGCAUAGUGUAUGUUGAUUUUUCUUUCUAAGCUGAAGAACUCGGUCUGACCAUACAGCUGUAUAUUUAAAUGAUGCCUACUUGCCCAGCGAACUAAGAUACAAAUUGCCUUCCUCAACAGAGGGGAAAAAAUCAGAAUGUAAAAAAUA
Messenger RNA from Terrapene triunguis (Three-toed box turtle), 11367 nucleotides. It is a transcript of the gene MYO15B, whose product is annotated as myosin XVB. Gene Ontology annotation, cellular component: myosin complex; cytoskeleton. The transcript is spliced from 65 exons. Gene Ontology annotation, molecular function: cytoskeletal motor activity; protein binding; ATP binding. The record is from RefSeq and is a predicted model, not a curated record. Lineage: Eukaryota; Metazoa; Chordata; Testudines; Emydidae. Bases 1 to 10509 code for a protein of 3502 amino acids.